This is a messenger RNA of Daphnia pulicaria, 695 nucleotides long. RefSeq names its product transmembrane protein 69-like. Bases 1 to 504 code for a protein of 167 amino acids. NCBI's taxonomy places the organism in Eukaryota, Metazoa, Arthropoda, Branchiopoda, Diplostraca, Daphniidae. The record is from RefSeq and is a predicted model, not a curated record. The transcript has 2 exons.
AUGGUUUCAAAGGCAAAUAAUGUCGGUUUGAUUGCUGCGUUUCGAAGCUUGGGAAACGUUGUAACAGGACCAAGUGCCGCCUUGUUUUACGGAGCAUGGGGAGUUUUACCGUUCAUUUCCAUCCCAAUUUAUAUGGGAAUGACUGGUAAAUACAUUCCACAGUUGAUUUAUGCUGAUUUGACCUAUGGUGGUGGCAUUGUCUCUUUCCUUGGAGCUGUGAGGUGGGGCUUUGCAAUCAACAAUUUUAAAGACAAAACCCUUAAACCAAGUUUCACAACUCUUGGAUGGGCUGUGACUCCUGUUAGCAUUGCUUGGCUAGCUCUUCUAACUUCUCAAACUAAUGGAAGCCUUAUGAUAAUUGGGACAUUUCUUGCCUGUAUUAUUCAAGAUGCUUACGCCACCGAAUAUCCUUCGUGGUAUAAAUCUUAUAGGUUGAUUUUUGCUUCUUCUGCUGUUCUUUCUCUGGGAGCAAAUCUAAUCAUGUAUAAUUCCAUAAUGAAUUAGUUUUCACUAGAGUUCACCUUGGUCAUGCAAUUGAUUUUAAAAUACUCAUAUUUAGAUUGAAACAUAUCCAUUUCAAUGAUUAGUGCCAAUGUAAUGCAUAACCCAUUCUUAUAGUGUGUAAAAAAAAUGAGCUUUGUGCAAAAUCCCUGUUACAUUUUAGCAGGUUUUAUAAUACACAAUAAAUGACCAAA